Molecule: messenger RNA, 4403 nt
Organism: Entelurus aequoreus (snake pipefish)
Lineage: Eukaryota; Metazoa; Chordata; Actinopteri; Syngnathiformes; Syngnathidae
Gene: xpo7
Product: exportin 7
Exons: 28
Coding region: 115-3408 (1097 amino acids)
Biological process (GO): protein export from nucleus
Cellular component (GO): cytoplasm; nuclear pore
Molecular function (GO): small GTPase binding; nuclear export signal receptor activity
Source: RefSeq, a predicted model, not a curated record
CGUCAAAUCAAAGUCAACAUUCCGCUUCAGUUGUGGACGCCGCUUGCAAUGUCGCGGCACCGCCAGCAGGGGCGCCGUUGUCUGCUUGAAUAGCCAUAAGCGGGGGAGAGGUGCAUGAAAUGGGGAAAAAUGGCGGAUCAUGUGCAGGGCCUCGCCCAGCUAGAGAUCCUGUGCAAGCAGCUGUAUGAGACCACGGACACCACCGUGCGGCACCAGGCUGAGAAGGCCCUGGUGGAGUUCACCAACAGUCCAGACUGCCUCAGCAAGUGUCAGCUGCUGCUGGAAAGAGGAAGUUCGUCGUACUCUCAGCUGCUGGCCGCCACCUGCUUGUCCAAACUGGUGUCUCGGACCAGCAACCCAUUGCCUCUCGAACAACGCAUCGACAUCCGGAACUAUGUGCUGAACUACCUGGCCACGCGGCCCAAGUUGGCCGCCUUCGUGACGCAAGCACUCAUCCAGCUGUACGCCCGGAUCACCAAGCUGGGCUGGUUCGACUCUCAGAAGGACGACUACGUCUUCAGGAAUGUCAUCGCUGACGUGACGCGCUUCCUACAGGACAGCGUGGAGCACUGCAUCAUCGGCGUCACCAUCCUCUCCCAGUUGACCAACGAGAUCAACCAGGCGGACACGACGCACCCGCUGACCAAACACAGAAAGAUAGCGUCGUCCUUCCGAGACUCCUCCCUCUUUGACAUCUUCACGCUCUCCUGCAACCUCCUCAAACAGGCGUCUGGGAAGAACCUCAACCUGAAUGAUGAGUCCCAGCAUGGCCUCCUAAUGCAGCUGCUCAAGCUGAGCUACAACUGCCUCAACUACGACUUCAUCGGGACGUCCACCGACGAGUCCUCGGACGACCUCUGCACCGUGCAGAUCCCCACGUCGUGGCGAUCAGCGUUCCUGGACUCUUCCACCCUGCAGCUCUUUUUCAACUUGUAUCAUUCCAUACCGCCAUCGCUCUCCCCAUUGGGGGGGCAACAGGUGUUGUCAUGUCUAGUCCAGAUAGCGUCUGUCAGGAGGUCGCUCUUCAACAAUGCGGAGAGAGCGAAGUUCCUCUCACACCUGGUGGACGGAGUGAAGAGAAUACUCGCCAAUCCUCAGUGUCUGCCCGACCCAAACAACUACCAUGAGUUCUGUCGGCUGUUGGCGAGGCUGAAGAGCAACUACCAGCUGGGCGAGCUGGUGAAAGUGGAGAACUACCCUGAAGUCAUCCGCCUCAUCGCCAACUUCACCGUCACCAGUUUGCAGCACUGGGAGUUUGCACCCAACAGCGUCCACUACCUGCUCAGUCUGUGGCAGCGUCUGGCGGCGUCCGUCCCUUACGUCAAAGCCACAGAGCCACACCUGCUGGAGACCUACACCCCCGAAGUCACCAAGGCCUACAUCACAUCCCGACUGGAGUCGGUCCAUGUCAUUCUCAGAGAUGGUCUGGAGGACCCGCUUGAUGACGCGGGGCUGGUGCAGCAGCAGUUGGACCAGCUGUCCACCAUCGGCAGGUGUGAGUACGAGAAGACCUGUGCUCUUCUGGUCCAGCUCUUCGACCAGGCGGCACAAAGCUACCAGGAGCUGCUGCAGUCCACCAACUCCAGCGCCGCCGACAUCACCGUGCAGGAGGGUACGUGUCGUUUGACGUGGUUGGUUUACAUCAUCGGGGCUGUGAUCGGCGGCCGGGUGUCAUUUGCCAGUACCGACGAGCAAGACGCCAUGGACGGCGAGUUAGUGUGUCGGGUUCUGCAGUUAAUGAACCUGACAGACUCACGACUGGCCCAGGCGGGAAACGAGAGGCUGGAGCUCGCCAUGCUCAGCUUCUUCGAGCAGUUCAGAAAGAUCUACAUUGGCGACCAGGUGCAGAAAUCCUCCAAGCUUUAUCGUCGACUUUCGGAAGUUCUUGGCCUAAAUGACGAGACGAUGGUCCUGAGUGUCUUCAUUGGGAAAAUCAUCACAAACUUGAAGUACUGGGGCCAAUGUGAACCCAUCACCUCCAAGACCCUCCAGCUGCUCAACGAUCUUUCUUUAGGAUACAGUAGUGUCAGGAAGUUGGUGAAGCUCAGUGCGGUCCAGUUCAUGCUCAACAAUCACACGAGCGAGCACUUCUCCUUUCUGGGUAUCAACAACCAGUCAAACUUGAGCGACAUGAGAUGUCGAACCACUUUCUACACGGCACUGGGGCGCCUCCUCAUGGUAGAUCUGGGUGAGGAUGAGGAGCAGUUUGAACAGUUCAUGCUUCCCCUGACGGUGGCCUUUGAAGCCGUGGCCCAGAUGUUGAGCACGAGCACCUUCAACGAGCAGGAGGCCAAGAGAACUUUGGUGGGUUUGGUGCGAGAUUUACGAGGUAUCGCGUUCGCCUUUAAUGCCAAGACCAGCUUCAUGAUGCUCUUUGACUGGAUAUACCCAGCCUACAUGCCCAUCCUGCAGCGGGCCAUCGAGCUGUGGUACCACGACCCGGCAUGCACCACGCCUGUGCUCAAACUCAUGGCUGAGCUGGUUCACAACAGAUCUCAGCGGCUCCAGUUCGACGUGUCGUCGCCAAACGGCAUCCUGCUUUUCCGAGAAACCAGCAAGAUGAUCACAACCUACGGCAAUCGCAUCCUGACGCUGGGCGACGUCCCGAAGGACCAGGUGUACAGCGUGAAGCUGAAGGGGGUCAGCGUGUGCUUCGCCAUGCUGAAGGCGGUGCUCAGCGGGAACUACGUCAACUUCGGCGUGUUCCGUCUCUACGGCGACGACGCCCUGGACAACGCCUUACAGACCUUCAUCAAGCUGCUGCUGUCCAUCCCUCACAGCGACUUGCUGGACUAUCCCAAACUCAGCCAGUCCUUCUACUCCCUGUUGGAGGUUCUGACCCAGGACCACAUGAACUUUAUCGCCAGCCUGGAGCCUCACAUGGUCAUGUACAUCCUGUCGUCCAUAUCAGAGGGCCUCACCGCACUUGACACCAUGGUGUGCACGGGCUGCUGCUCCAGUCUGGACCACAUUGUCACCUACCUGUUCAAGCAGUUGUCUCGCUCCACCAAGAAGCGUCCCACACCCAUGGCCACGGACGACCGCUUCCUGCACAUCAUGCAGCAGCACCCUGAGAUGAUCCAACAGAUGCUGUCCACGGUCCUGAACAUCAUCAUCUUUGAGGACUGCAGAAACCAGUGGUCCAUGUCCCGACCCCUCUUAGGCCUCAUCCUCCUCAACGAGAAGUACUUUGCCGACCUGAGGAACAGCAUCGUCAACAGCCAGCCUCCAGAGAAGCAACAGGCCAUGCACUUGUGUUUUGAGAACCUCAUGGAAGGAAUUGAACGCAACCUCCUGACCAAGAACAGAGACAGGUUCACUCAGAACUUGUCGGUGUUCCGGCGGGAGGUCAACGACAGCAUGAAGAACUCUACGUACGGCGUCAACAGCAACGACAUGAUGAGCUGACAUUCCACGCGGCCGAGUCCUACCCAGCAGCAGAUGGAGUACCACGGCCCCGCCCCCGUACGACCCCUGCCUCGUGCCCCCCACCCCACGGGCUCAUUGAUAAUAUUCAGCCAAUAAGCACCUGUGUCACAUCACCCCGCCCCCUCCUUUUUGAUAUGAGCAUAUAUAAAUAUAUACAGAUCUAUUUUAACGCCAGUCAGCUUCGGUUGCACGAGGAAGAUUGGGGAGGGAGGGGGGGUGGCAUGUGGCAGCACGGGGGCCGGGGCCGGGGCGAGGGUCGGUGUAGUGAUCUGCUUCUGCCUGCCUUGUAUAGAAAAGGACACAAGUGUACAUUUUGUUUGGUAACAUUUUCCACAAUGUUUCUAUGAUGCGUGAUUGAGCUUUUUACGGCGUAGGACUUAGUGGACGCGUCCACGCUGGUGGAGUCGGUCCCUGGCCAUCGGGUUCAAAGUGAAGUAGAAACCAAAACGGCCAGUCUUAGGUGGCCCUUGGAGGAUCUCACUUCCUGGACGUGGCACACGGCUACUUCCUGUAGCUUUCAGUGACCCUUUUACCAGCGCCUCACGUCCGGGCUUGGUCCUCCAAACCACCCGGGGGAGGGGGGAGUGGGGGGCAGCUCAGCUCACUUCCAAACCCUCUCACAAGAUCCUGAUGGCGCUUUGUGGACCCGUGGAGCGUCUCAACUGAUCGGAGCGCUGCUUCCACCGUUUUUACUUUCUGGAUUCCUCGGAGCAGGUUGUGGUCAUUUUUGGUGUGUGUGUGCGUGCGUGUGUGUGUGUGCGCGUGUGUGUGUGUGUAUGCCCCGUGACGGCAACACUAGCGCCCCCUGGAGGAAGUCGGUCUAGUGGCAGGAAGGUCGUCGGGCGUUCACGGUGCGCGGUUCCCGCCUGGUGGGUGUUUACUUCCUGGUUUGUGACUGAAUGUGUUUGGAAGUCUGCUCGUGUAGUGUCAGCAUUGUGACUGCAAAUAAACCUCAUCAUUUUUACUAGGCCACG